AUGGGCGCAGACAACACCGGCGGAAACAUGGGAGAGAAGGCAGACACGGAGAUGGCGGAAAACCCGUUCGAACCUUACAUUGAGUCGCUUCGUCAGAAAGUUGAAGAGCAGGACCCCGUUUUUCUGAUAGGCAUAAUCGUCGCUCUGGCGGUGAUUGUCAUCACCUGUGUUUUUCUGAAGUACUUUCUUACGAGCAAAACCGUGAGGAGCGCCGUGCUGCUGGUCGGUCUGUGUGACUCAGGGAAAACCCUCCUGUUUAGCCGGCUGCUGUCUGGAAAGUUUAAGCGGACGCAGACCUCCAUCACUGACAGCAGUGCUCCUUACAAACCCAAAACCGACAGGGGCAGCAUAUGGACUCUGAUAGAUCUGCCGGGACACGACAGUCUCCGUCCCCAAUACCUGGAGAAGUUCAAGUCGGCCGCCAGGGCAAUUGUGUUUGUAGUGGACAGCGCCAUCUUCCAGAAGGAGGUGAGGGACGUGGCAGAGUUCCUGUAUGUGCUGCUGACGGACGCGGUCAUCUCCAGAAACACCCCGACUCUUCUGGUGGCGUGCAACAAACAAGACAUCACCAUGGCCAAGUCUGCCAAACUGAUUCAGCAGCAGCUGGAGAAGGAACUGAACUUCUUAAGAGUGACUCGCUCGGCAGCCCUGAGCUCUCAGGAUGGUUCCAUGGGUGGCGGCCUCUAUCUGGGCAGAAGGGGAAAGGACUUUGAGUUCAGCCAGCUGCCCAUGAAGGUGGAGUUCUUGGAGUGCAGCGCUCGGGGCAGCAAAGGUGAAGAGGGGGACGCAGACAUAGAGAGUCUGGAGAGGAGCCUGGCUAAACUAUGA
Molecule: messenger RNA, 828 nt
Organism: Menidia menidia (Atlantic silverside)
Lineage: Eukaryota; Metazoa; Chordata; Actinopteri; Atheriniformes; Atherinopsidae
Source: the annotation of a GenBank genome assembly